This is a messenger RNA of Oncorhynchus keta (chum salmon), 944 nucleotides long. RefSeq names its product prepronociceptin-like. NCBI's taxonomy places the organism in Eukaryota, Metazoa, Chordata, Actinopteri, Salmoniformes, Salmonidae. Gene Ontology annotation, biological process: neuropeptide signaling pathway; chemical synaptic transmission; sensory perception. The record is from RefSeq and is a predicted model, not a curated record. The coding region runs from base 210 to 944 and encodes 244 amino acids. Gene Ontology annotation, cellular component: axon terminus; dendrite; neuronal cell body. The transcript is spliced from 4 exons. Gene Ontology annotation, molecular function: opioid receptor binding.
GGGGAGCAUGCAGACAGUUGGUUCAGAGAAACUCUUCGAAGCCUAAGGACAACACCUUACCGCUACUGCCACUCUGCAUCCACAAGAGACCAAGAUUCAAAAGAAACAAAUACAGGCCGUGCCCUACUCCACAUACCCUACACUUCCGGGCCUCCACCCUCUUCCCGUCCCUAUUGCCCGUCUGUCCCUCCCUCCCUCUGUAGUGAGUCAUGAAGUGGUCCCUGUGGAGCCUACUGCUGCUGGUGGUGCGUCUGUGUUCCCCAGGACGAAGUGACUGCCAGGGUGACUGCCUGGCCUGUGGUCUCCUACUACCCCUACCCAACCCCCAGACCCAGCAGCAAACAUUCAACACACUGGUGUGCCUGUUGGAGUGUGAGGGUCACGUCUCUACUGCCCUCACCUGGGAGCUGUGUCAGCGAGCCAUCCUACCGCACUACCUCCUCCCACCAGAUGGCGGUGCUGUGUCUAAGAGAGCAGCAGAGGAGCUGAACCUGGGCCCUGUACACCUGGAGUCUGAUGGACAACUCCUCUACUCUGCAGCCAUGGAGCACUACCAGCAGGACAGAGAGGACCAGGAAGACAGGGCCCUAGAGCAACGUGAUGCCCAGUACGACUCCUCCCCACUGGGCUCGAACGAGGAGGAAGACUCCCUGGAUGAGGAGGAGGAGGCCACGGUCCAGCUGACCAAGCGUUUCGGGGGCUUCCUGAAAGGUCACCAUGGUUAUAGGAAGUUUAUUGGUGGGCCGGUGGGGCGGCCACUGCAGAAACGCCUAGGAGGGUUCAUCGGGAUCAGGAAGUCGGCCAGGAAGUGGAACAACCAGAAGAGGGUGAGCCAGCUCCUCCGGCAGUACCUGGGGAUGACCAGCAGCAGCAUCCCUGGCCGCGGUGUUGGUCGGUUCAAUAACCCAGGCCAGGGAUUCAGGAGGCUACCCAGCCGGCUGUAG